Molecule: messenger RNA, 3367 nt
Organism: Carcharodon carcharias (great white shark)
Lineage: Eukaryota; Metazoa; Chordata; Chondrichthyes; Lamniformes; Lamnidae
Gene: numb
Product: NUMB endocytic adaptor protein
Exons: 12
Coding region: 338-2269 (643 amino acids)
Molecular function (GO): cadherin binding
Source: RefSeq, a predicted model, not a curated record
CGCAGUAGCAGGUGAGGUUGCCGGCGGUAACCAAUGUGAGGGACGUUUCUGUCACUGAAUUUUAUUUAUUUUAAUGGGUGUUUGUUUUUAAAAUUAUUCUGAUAUUGUUGGCCGUGCUUUCUAUUGUAUUUUUUUUGGAAAACGAAAGGAAUUGUGGUUUGCCCUAAGGUUGUUGGCGGUUUGGUGAUCGAGUACCAAAGCCUGUGCUCUGUAUCUAUACAGCUGGAAUUAACAACUUAUCAGAUUUUGGAAAUGGCCUGGGAAGGCAAGGAAUGAAACCUGUGUCCUUUUUGGAUCAGCAUCUCAUUGAAGCUUGCAAGGAAGCGAAUGGUCAAAAAUGAACAAGCUACGACAGAGCUUUAGGCGUAAGAAAGACAUCUAUGUUCCAGAAUCAAGCCGACCGCACCAGUGGCAGACUGAUGAAGAAGCAGUCCGCAGUGGCAAAUGUAGCUUCCAGGUCAAGUACUUAGGCCACGUGGAGGUAGACGAAUCUCGAGGGAUGCACAUCUGUGAGGAAGCUGUAAAGAGACUGAAAUCCGAAAGGAAGUUCUUCAAAGCCCUGUUUGGAAAAACUGGAAAGAAGCCAGUUAAGGCUGUGUUGUGGGUGUCAGCAGAUGGACUGCGAGUGGUGGAUGAGAAAACGAAGGAUCUUAUUGUUGAUCAGACUAUAGAAAAGGUAUCCUUCUGUGCCCCUGACCGAAACUUUGACAAGGCCUUCUCAUACAUUUGUCGAGAUGGUACAACCAGACGUUGGAUCUGUCACUGCUUCUUGGCUAUAAGAGAUUCGGGUGAGCGGUUAAGCCAUGCUGUGGGCUGUGCUUUUGCAGCAUGUUUGGAGAGGAAGCAGAAACGUGAAAAGGAGUGUGGUGUAACCGCCACAUUUGACGCCAACCGCACCACAUUCACCAGGGAGGGUUCCUUUCGGGUAAUCACAGCCACUGAACAAGCAGAGCGAGAAGAAGUGAUGAAACAAAUGCAAGACUCCAAGAAAGCUGAAGCAGAGAGAAUUGUUGUCGUAACUGCAUCUGCUGCAUUACCUGCAGUUCCAUCAGCUUCGCCAUCUGCCCCAUCCACCAUUACAGAAAGCAAGGAAUCUAGCAACAUACAUGCCAUACCGAGAAGGCAUGCACCUGUGGAGCAACUCGCCAGGCAAGGAUCUUUCCGAGGUUUCCCAGUACUGAGCCAGACAACAUCUCCAUUCAAAAGGCAAAUGUCCCUUCGAAUAAAUGAAUUGCCUUCAACCAUGCAACGGAAGACAGAUUUCCAAAUUAAAAACACAGUGCCUGAAAUGGAAGGUGAGAGCACAGCUGAAGGGGACAGUAUAAGCUCCCUGUGCUCUCAAAUAACACAUGCAUUCAGUGGUCAAGUGGAGGACCCAUUCUCUUCUGCACCAAUGACGAAACCUACUAUGGGUGCCGCUCCUCAAGUGACUGCCUCCCAAGUCAAUGGAGCAGCUUCAGCCUUUCCACUGCCUGUUCCAGCACCAGCAGCACCUACCAUGUCUCCCACAGUAAUGCCGGUGCGUGACACAAACCCUUGGGCCCAGGCCCCCACAACUAGCGCAGGAACUGCAAUAGCUACAAGCACUGACUGGGGCUCAACCGCAUCUGUAACAACACCCUUUCAGCCCAGUCACAAACGCACACCAUCGGAAGCUGACCGCUGGCUUGAAGAAGUAUCAAAAAGUGUCCGCAUGCAAACAGCACCACAGCCACUGCCACAACCAUCAUUAGCUGCGCUACCAGCUCCACAGUCCUUUCAGGCCAACACCUUUGUUAUCCCACAGGCAGCACCAGUCAGUGUGGUUCCUCAGAUGCAGCCUACGUUUGUUCCUGCUCAACCAUACAGUCUAGGGGUCACCAAUGGGGUACCAUAUCAAGCUCCAAGUGUGCCUGUGGUUGGAAUCACCCCUUCACAAAUGGUUGCUAAUGUCUUUGGCACAGCAGGUUAUACUCAGGUUACUCAUGCACAAUUGAAACAAAAUGCAUUCCCACAAAAUGAAGGAGGCAUCAUGGGUAUUACUGCAAAUACUAACCCUUACUUUAAACCUGCCCAGCAAAUUAAUGGUUCGGCAGCUUUCAAUGGAGCAGAAAGUGGCAACUGGACAACAGAAACCAAAAGCAUUCAAAUGGCAGCAGGCAUACCAGAAAUUGAUGCAUUUGAGGCUCAGUGGAAUGCACUGGAAUGUAAAUCAAAGCAACGGGCCACACCUUCUCCUACUAAUCCUUUCUCUAGUGACUUACAGAAAACCUUUGAGAUUGAACUUUGAGCAGACUUCAGAUUUUUUUCUUUUGUGUGCAGAAUGCAUUGUGUUGAUAAUGGGCAUGAAGAACGGCUUUAACAGUCUCUGAAAACCAUUAUAAACCUGAUGCACAGCUGGACUGAAAAAUCUGGCAAGGUUGAAUGAUCAAAGGGGACAUGUCUGUUGUCUGCCUUGGAUAAACUGGUUAUUUUCAUGGUACGAGUGUAGGGGAUCAGCUGCUUGUUUCUAAACUCUUUCUACCUACAAUUACAUUGUUAUUCUGUGGUGGGACUGCAGAAUGAUGCUGCAGUUCUCUAGUGUUGGAGCUUCCACUUUGGAUAAAUUGAUGCCAAAAUCUUUAUUUUUAUGCAUUAGUAUAUAUUUUAAAUAGUUAUGGAAAUUGAGCUGUAAGUAAUCUUGCCAAAGGUAAAACACCGAACAGUUGUACGAAAUGUAUAUAGAGAAUGGUUUAUUGCUUAUUAAGUAAUUGGGUUAUAUGUGAUCCUUUAGCUGGACCUUGUUGCAGACUAUUUUGCUGUGGAUAAUAAACUUGCUUGAACAGAUGACCAAUAAUAAAUCAUUAGUUAUCAUCAGUUAAUUUUUUUUUCACAGUAUUGUUAUGGUCUACAUAAACCAUGAUCAAUGUUGUAUGUUCUGUUGAGCAAGAUCUUAUUUUAUUCUGCUACUUUUUUUUUCACAGUAUUGUUAUGGUCUACAUAAACCAUGAUCAAUGUUGUAUGUUCUGUUGAGCAAGAUCUUAUUUUAUUCUGCUACUAAAAAUUCUCUUGUUUUCCUUACUAUUUUGAAUGGGUUUUUAAGACAGUCAGUCAGGUUUGAUUGCUGUAAUUGUUGAAAUGGAUUUGCACAAUAUAGUUAAGCAAAAUCAUCCUUGUUGGUACCAAGUGGUACUCACUUUUUUAACCUCCUUCCCUUUGUGGUGAUUAGUGAGAGCCCAUCUUUCUGUGUUACAGCUACUUUGCAUCUCACUUGAGGAUUCAGCAGGUUUUCUUUAGUUUUGUUUUAAUUUUGACUUGUAUGAGCCUUACAAUCACUUGUAAUAAAUAAAGAAAUUUAUACUGGAGAUUUAUAACCCUUAACAGAAAUAAAUGGUGGUUAGAAGACUUA